Aegilops tauschii subsp. strangulata is the source of this 909-nucleotide messenger RNA. Its product is annotated as F-box/FBD/LRR-repeat protein At1g13570-like. Lineage: Eukaryota; Viridiplantae; Streptophyta; Magnoliopsida; Poales; Poaceae. The record is from RefSeq and is a predicted model, not a curated record. Gene Ontology annotation, molecular function: protein binding.
AUGGCGAUCCACUCCGGUGCGCCAUGCACCAAGAGGGCGAAGCUCGCGCCACCGGCAACGCCAUCCUCUGGUGGCUUGGCGGUAGCGGCUGGAAGCGGCGAGGACCACAUCAGCGACCUCCCGGACGCCAUCCUCGGUGAGGUCAUCUCCCGUCUCUCCACUAGGGAGGGCAUCCGCUCUCGGAUUCUCGCACGUCGUUGGCAUCCUGUUUGGCCGACCGCUCCUCUGAAUCUUGACUGCCGUGAGAUCCCUGUCGCUCGUCUUUUUAACGCCCUAGAAACAGUUCAUGUCGAGAUCAUCAGUAGGUUCUCUGCCUACAGCGAGGAGCUUGCUCGUAUACGAUACAUCGGAACUUGGCAUCAGGGAAAAACAGCUCCUGGUGAUGGUUCUUGCCUUCCAGAGUCCAUCCUCUCCAACCAUGUGGGCGCAGUUCUCCGCCUUUGUAUACCGGCGUGCUACCUCCAAUGCAGACCCUCUACUGUCCACGCCUGGCUUGAGUCCCCCAGAUUGAACAAUCUCCACGUGCUUGAGUUUUACUACCUGUUUCCACGAUUUGUGAAAGAAACUGUCAAACUAUCGCACACAUGCUCUUCAUCUACGCCCUCACUACCGAAGUCCGUCUUUCGGUUUUCCUGUUCUCUGCGCACUGUGAGCUUCGCGUGUUGCCAGAUACCAGACCAUUAUGUAGAGGUACUUGAACUACCACUGGUCAAGAGACUUUCGCUUGUUGAGGUUGAUAUAUCAGACUUCUCGUUGCAAAGCAUGAUCAACUCUAGUUGCCCUGCACUCGAGUGCCUGCUGCUUGUUUGCGAUAGAGAAAGGCAUCGGAUCACAAUAAAUUCCCCUAACCUUGUAAGCAUCGGCAUCCGUGGUGAGAUAGGAAAAUUCAUCAUCGAGGAUGUCCCCUGA